This is a messenger RNA of Euleptes europaea (tarantolino), 1160 nucleotides long. It is a transcript of the gene PURB, whose product is annotated as purine rich element binding protein B. Gene Ontology annotation, biological process: regulation of transcription by RNA polymerase II. The record is from RefSeq and is a predicted model, not a curated record. Gene Ontology annotation, molecular function: purine-rich negative regulatory element binding; RNA polymerase II transcription regulatory region sequence-specific DNA binding; DNA-binding transcription factor activity, RNA polymerase II-specific. Bases 1 to 1074 code for a protein of 357 amino acids. Gene Ontology annotation, cellular component: nucleus. Lineage: Eukaryota; Metazoa; Chordata; Lepidosauria; Squamata; Sphaerodactylidae. The transcript has a single exon.
AUGGCGGACGGGGACAGCGGGAGCGAGCGAGGGGGCAGCGGGAGCGGCAGCGGAGGCGGCGGCGGAGGAGGCGGCGGCGGCGGCGGUGGAGGAGGAGGAGGUGGAGGCGGCGGGUUCCAGGGGCAUCGCGGCGGCGGCGGCGGGCCGGGCCCGGAGCAGGAGACGCAGGAGUUGGCGUCGAAGCGCCUGGACAUCCAGAACAAGCGCUUCUACCUGGACGUGAAGCAGAACGCCAAGGGCCGCUUCCUGAAGAUCGCCGAGGUGGGCGCCGGGGGCUCCAAGAGCCGCCUGACCCUCUCCAUGGCGGUGGCCGCCGAGUUCCGCGACUACCUGGGCGACUUCAUCGAGCACUACGCCCAGCUGGGGCCCAGCAGCCCCGAGCAGCUGGCGCAGGCCUCGGCCGGGCCCGGCGGCGAGGAAGGCGGCGGGGCGGGCGGGCCGCGGCGGGCCCUCAAGAGCGAGUUCCUGGUGCGCGAGAACCGCAAGUACUACCUGGACCUGAAGGAGAACCAGCGGGGCCGCUUCCUCCGCAUCCGCCAGACCAUCAACCGGGGGCCCGGCGGCGGCGGCGGGGGCGGCGGCGGCGGGCCGGGCUUCCCCGGAGGGGGCCCCCCGGGGCUGCAGAGCGGCCAGACCAUCGCCCUGCCCGCCCAGGGCCUGAUCGAGUUCCGCGACGCCUUGGCCAAGCUCAUCGACGACUACGGGGCCGACGAGGACGAGCUGGGCGGCGGCGGCGGCGGGGGCCCCGGCGGCGGGGGCCUGUACGGCGAGCUCCCCGAGGGCACCUCCAUCACGGUGGACUCGAAGCGCUUCUUCUUCGACGUGGGCUGCAACAAGUACGGCGUCUUCCUGCGCGUCAGCGAGGUGAAGCCUUCCUACCGCAACGCCAUCACCGUCCCCUACAAGGCCUGGGCCAAGUUCGGCGGGGCUUUCUGCCGCUACGCCGACGAGAUGCGAGACAUCCAGGAGCGCCAGCGGGACAAGCUCUACGACCGACGAGCUGGGCCCGCCGGGCCGGGGAGCGGCAGCGGCGCCGGAGACGAUUCCGACGGAGACGAUGUGGACGACGACUGAGCCUCUUCUUCCUCCCUGCCCCCCAUCGCUUUGAAGACCUCCCCCCUCCCCAGCGACCUUCACUCUACCACGGAGGUUGCCACAGG